Theobroma umbraticum is the source of this 1135-nucleotide messenger RNA. Its product is annotated as Cysteine/Histidine-rich C1 domain family protein. Lineage: Eukaryota; Viridiplantae; Streptophyta; Magnoliopsida; Malvales; Malvaceae. The record is from RefSeq and is a predicted model, not a curated record.
UAAAGAGGGAUGAUGAUGAGCAGCAAAUCCUUGAAGAAGACCAAUUCAUGUACCUCAAAAUACAAGUCCCCUUCCAUGGACCAACCGUCUCCUCAUCAGGUGGAAUUCCCCACCUCCCCUCGGGCUCCCCAGCUGGGAGAAGAAAUCUUCCAUUUCGCCCACCCGCAGCACCCCAUCUCCCAAACUAACCUUCCUGACCUCUUCACCUGCUCGGCCUGUAAGGAGUACGGCGCAGGCAAGCGCUUCACAUGCUCCGAUUGUGACUAUCAGCUUCAUGACUUCUGCGCCUUAGCUCCUCCAGCUCUUAAGAGGCAUCCCAUCCAUCCCGUACACAAGAUCAUUUUCUUUCCAAAACCUGUUAAAAGCGGAAUAUUAAAAUCGAGGUGCGAUGUCUGCGCCAAAACCACCAAAGGAUGCGUUUUCAAAUGCACUGUCUGCAGUUUCCAGAUGCACCCAUGCUGUGCAAUGUUGUCCACCGAAAUCAACAUCUCAGUCCACCCACACACUCUAAGGCUCUUGCCCGUGUCCCAGUACUCUUCCAACGGGGACCCUGGCUUCGUCUGCGGCGAGUGCAACAGGCGGAGAUCGGGGAGGGUGUACCAUUGCACCGUCUGCAAUUAUCAUCUCCAUGCAGUUUGCGCUAAGAACAUGGUGAAUGGACUUCAAGCCAAUGGCAUCAAAGGCACGGAGAAGCCCAGCAUGCUAGGGGCUGCAGCUAAGGUCGCUUCUAGAGUGAUGAUUGAUUUCAUCGGAGGGCUGAUUGAAGGGAUUGGAGAAGGUGUUGGGCAGGUGCUCAUUCAAUCUGCUGUUAGAGGAAGGUGCCACACUAGAUCAGCUAGAACUACAUAAAAGCAUUUCUUCUUAAGCUAUUAAUUAAUUAACUUUGCUUUCACAACUAUAGCUUGAUCUUUGCUGUGAUUUGUUGUUUGGAGUAUUUGGAUGAUCUAUCUUUCAUGUUUUGUUUGUUUAACAGUUGAUGGGAGCCCUAGGGUAUAGGUUGAAGAUGGGGAAGUGUUGCAGCAAUCGGUAUACAUAGAUCUCUCAUUGAUUCUGUGAAGAAUUAUUACAAUUAAUUUCCAGUAUGGUUUUCUGUAAAUAAUUUUCUAUAUCCAAUAUAAUUAAGAAAUUAAUUGUU